This is a messenger RNA of Episyrphus balteatus (marmalade hoverfly), 4502 nucleotides long. Its product is annotated as myotubularin-related protein 4-like. Lineage: Eukaryota; Metazoa; Arthropoda; Insecta; Diptera; Syrphidae. The transcript has 18 exons. Gene Ontology annotation, biological process: dephosphorylation; regulation of autophagy. The record is from RefSeq and is a predicted model, not a curated record. Bases 473 to 4354 code for a protein of 1293 amino acids. Gene Ontology annotation, molecular function: phosphatidylinositol-3,5-bisphosphate 3-phosphatase activity; protein phosphatase binding; metal ion binding.
UGUGACUGUGCGUGCAUCUCGGACUUAACUUUUUCAUUGUGUAUAUUAUUCAUUUUUCUUGAUUCAAAAAAAUAAAUAUUGAAGAAAAAAAACUUAAUCAAGAAAAAGAAUAUUAUCAACGUGUAACAGCAUAAACAAUUUAAAAGUAUUUGUCUAGUGUAUUAUGUGAUUAUUUUGUUCAAUGUACAAAUUAAAAAGUGUCAAACUAAGAAAAACUCGUCCUGAAAUUCCAUCUUCUUCGUUUUCGUUGUGAAAAAAUUGCAGUUUUUUUUUCUAAUUCGUUUUUCGUUCGAUCGUUUUUGUUCAUAGUUCUCUCGUUCCAAUACGUUUUUUUUUUUUUUUGAUUUGGUUUUUCUUCUCAAGACGACGUGUCAAGUGGUGGUGUUGGUUUGUUGGGGUUUCGGUGUGUGGAGGUGGCGAGUGGUGUGUGAACAACUGUGAAUCCAAUAUCAAAACAAUAGAGGGGUGACUAAUGGAUGGAUCCGAUGGAUCACCUCCUCAAUCACUGUGCAUGAUUCGAGCAGCCGAACUUUUUCCCAAACCACCAAUGGAGAAGGAAGAUGUACAACUGACAGUUCCCUUUACAGAACUUGCUGGUGAAUCGGUUAAAUAUCUCGGACGAACAGAUGAUGGGGUCUUGGCUUUGUCCAACUAUCGAAUAUUUUUGCUAAAAAAUUCAAUCAAUUCAGAAACAUCUGUACCAUUGGGACUAAUUGAAUCUGCACAACCACGUGACUUAUUUCACUUGGUUAUCAGUUGCAAAGAUGCAAGCACAGUUAAAUGUUCCUUUGAGACUGCCGAACAAUGUUCGGAAUGGCAGAGACGUAUCACGUUGUCUGUUGGGGUACCUGAAAGUCUGGAGUCAUUGUUUGCGUUUCCAUUUUGUACAUGGACCUGGGAUGGCAUGUCCUCGGGUGAGAAUUCGGAUUUUUCCGAAAGAUUACAACGUUCAGGACGAUAUGAGGAGGACUUUAGACGUGAGGUCGAACGGUUGCAGUUCGACUUAAAUGGUUCAUGGCGAAUCAGUCAUGCCAAUGAGGACUUCAAGUUAUGUCCUUCAUAUCCGCAGAAAAUAUUAGUUCCUUGUUGUAUAUCUGAUGAGACAUUGCACAAUGUGGCAAAUUUCCGUGGAUCACGACGUUUGCCAGCUGUUGUUUGGAGACAUAAAAAAUCUGGAGCUGUCAUUGCACGAUGUAGUCAGCCAGAAGUGGGUUGGCUUGGUUGGCGUAAUUCAAAGGAUGAGCAAUUGCUAAAGGCAUUGGCAGAAGCGUGUGCUUUUGACAGAGGCGAACAAGGACGUCGCCAGAAUUUGUGUCCCUCUGGAGACAGUACUCCGUCUAGUCCAGAUGGAAGCCACGAAGAAAUUACCCUAGACGAAGUCAGGAAAAUUCUUAUAGUUGAUGCAAGAAGUUAUACGUCUGCGGUAACCAAUCGAGCGAGAGGAGGUGGUUGCGAAUGCAUCGAGUACUACCCAUGUGCUGAAAUAGAGUUCAUGAACUUGAGUAACAUACAUGUGAUUAGAAAAAGUUUUCAGGCAUUGCGACUAUUGUGUGCGUCAACACCAGACGUGCCAAAUUGGCUUAGUUUGUUGGAGAAAACUAUGUGGUUGCAACAUCUUUCCGGUCUAUUGGCUGCUUCAGUUACAAUCUGUCAUGCGAUCGAAAAAAAAGGUCGCCCAGUUUUGGUUCACUGUUCAGAUGGUUGGGAUAGGACGCCACAGUUGGUAGCUACCGCACAAUUGUGUCUUGAUCCAUUUUACAGAACUGUUGAGGGAUUCCGAAUACUUGUUGAACGAGAAUGGCUUAGUUUUGGACAUAAGUUUGCCGAUCGUUGCGGACAUGGACCUGGAUCGGAUGAAUUAAAUGAACGAUGUCCGGUGUUUUUGCAGUGGUUGGAUUUGGUUCAUCAAAUCCAUAAACAGUUUCCUUGCUGUUUUGAAUUUAGCAUGGGCUAUUUGAUUAAACUCGCCCAGCACUCACUGUCUUGCCUUUUUGGUACAUUCUUUUGCAACACACUUAAGGAAAGGAUUGAAAAUUCGGUAUUUGAAAGAACUUUUUCUGUAUGGCCGUUUUUAUCGGGACCGAUGUACAGAAAUCCUUUGUAUGUUGCAAAUAAAGAAAAGGUUUUAUGGCCUGCACACAAUGUAAGAGACUUAUCAUUAUGGACUGAAGUGUAUUUAGCAAGUUUAGGUAAUCAAAAUGGAGUAGAUUUUCCGCCGUGCAACUCGGAUACAGUACAAGGCUUGGCAAGUCCAAUGGCAAAAACAAGAUCCUAUGGUGAUCUUAUUACAGCUGGGAUAAAUCAAAAUGGGAUUUCAAGGAGAUCAAGCGAUCCAAACAUGACUGUUGAACCUAGUUUGAUGAUAGUUAACAAUUCACAAACAAACUCAAUCAGCGACGUCCUAUCCGACCGCGAAGACUCACCGGAUAUUAUUGCAACUCUGAUUCACGACACAACUAAAAGGCUGCAACAUCUAACAAAUGAACUUAAUCAAAACGAUGACGAUAGUUUUAAGAUUACACCGGUAGAAACCGCUCGACGGAAAACCGAAACUUCUGACCUUUGCACUGAAAAACAACAAAUACUUAUAAAUGAGCACAAAAUGUUUGAUGACAUCACGAAAGAAUACAAUCUGACAUUGAAUGGUUUAAGUGGCGACAGUACCACUUCCGCUAACGGCACUAAUGGAAUUGAAAUUGCUAAUGAAAAUGGAACUAAUGGAACAAAGGAGACACAUGAGGAUGAUAGGGAGAUUAAUGAUACUGUUGAUGGUUUGAAGAGUACUCUUGACAUGAAUCCAGAUCUAAUGCAAAGUGUUGAUUUGGGAGUUUCAGACAACAGCAACUAUAAUCUUCUAACGCCAUCUGACAACACAACAGAUUUAAAUGACAUUCAAAACGCUUGGCAUGGUUCUGUAAACACCAGCACCGAUACUCUUGUGCCAAUGUCUGAAAUGCAACAUUCACCAAACAAUGGUUUAAUGCAAUGUGAUGAUAAAAAUGCAACAAAUGACAAAGAUUCAACGACAGAAAUAAGUCCAUUUAGUAACACAAACGGAGACACAGAAAACAACAGUGCAGAGCUUGUCAAUCGAACUGUUCAAAGAGAAGAGAAAAAACCAGUCGCAAAUGCAGCAAUUUUGCCAAAAGUUCAUAGCAAGCCAAAUUUGUCUAUGUUAAGUAGUAGUAGUUUAAAUAGCAAUUCAGUGAACCCAAUGGAAGAAAGUAUUCUCAUAUUGCCAGAACAUCCGAAACUCGAGAUAUCUAUCAGUGGAAAAUGCGAAACCGUUGUUAAUAACACAUCAUCAACAUCACAUAGGCGACGAAGAACACUCUCCUCCAACUCAAGGAAAGAGUUCGCAGUCAAUGGCAAAAACACAAAUGGAAGCUCUACCGUUUCAAGGUUUUCAACUCCUGGUGUACGUUCACUUCCUCUUACUCCACCUGGUAUGCCAGAACGACCACAAAUUGCAAUUUCCUGCCCAGAUGGUUUAGCCCAUGCGCUAAGCGAACAAAAUAUAAGACUUCAGCAAAUCGUUCACGAACAUAAAGUUCGUGAAGAUGCACUCCUACGAGAACUACACGGAAUGCGAAUGGCUCUCUUAAAGAAAAUCUGCCCUAGCUGCAACAGUGCUCCAGUUGUCAAUGACGAACAGGUAGAUGUGAUCAUGAAUCAAGAGAAUAAUUUAUUAAGCCUUUGCUACUGUUAUUCGUCUAGAAAUCAAAGAAGAUGUGAUUGUGAUGAUGGUGCUAUGUAUUGUGGAAGUAGAUCCAUAUCGCCGUGUUCUGUGCUAGACAAUGGUGAAAAUUUGUCAGUAUGUUCGUGGGAGGCUGUAGAAGACCGCAGUGGAGCCUCUUCGUGUGCCAGUUCUAUACAGCCGAUCAGUAGUGUACUUUGGGUUCCUGAUCAUGCGGUAUCUCGUUGCACCAGCUGCCAAACAGAGUUUUGGUUGGGUCGACGGAAACAUCAUUGCCGCUCAUGCGGACAGAUUUUUUGUGCUGAUUGUUCAGAGUUCUGGGCACCCUUACCCGAUGAGAAACUUUUUAGUGAUGUAAGAUUGUGUGGUCCAUGCUACCAUUCAGUGACAACACGAAUGCAGUUGCAGAACCGAUCUUUAAGUAACUUAUCGAGUAAUAAUCAGUACAUAAAUCAAAGCAGUAACAACAUCAGUACAUCAAAUUGUCCAUUAGAAGUCAAUUUAAACUCAUCAGCAACGUCCCCAUCACCUCUAAACAAUAAUCUUAAUAUUAACGUUAAUGUUACCUCAAGUGCAGCAUUGGAAGCCUGCAAACAUGCAGUAAAUCCACCCCGUAAUGAUCGGGGGCUUUUAAAAGCCACAACUGCUUCCAAUUAAACAAACAUACAAAAUAAAUAAAUUGCGAAACAACAAAGAAAACAAAUAAUAUACAAUAUUCAAACUCAAAAAAAGAAACUCCAUAAACACAAACAAAAAAGUAACAACAUUAAAAAAAAAAAUUCAAAUGAUCACUUUUCGACAAACA